GAACUCCUCGGAAGCCACGUCUGAGGCGCCCCCAGAAACCUGCCCUCCGCCUCCCUCACGGCUCCCUCCGCGCAGCCAGGAACAGCUCUGCCGUUCCCUUGGAAGAAAAACUUCAAGGGCAGCAGCGGCGGCGGCUGGCACCACUUCUCCUAAUAGCUUCAAGGCAGCACCGCGACACGGCUAAGGCAAUUUCAUAACAUCGGCCGGCCUUUCUUCCUGGCUUGAGCUAUCUUUGCAGGAAAUAUCAAUUCAUCAGAAAAGCAAAAUGCGUAGCAGAAAGCCCUUGGGGAUUCAACUUUUUGAGUGUGCCCGGGGGAGUCCCAUCUCCUUCAGAUCAUGUCAGGCUCUUGUACUAGUUCUGACGUUCUUAUCAUACGCCAGCUACCAUGCCACUAGAAAAACCACAAGCAUUGUUAAGAGUGUUCUUGAUCCUAAGACAAACCUAGGUAUGUUGCAUUGGCCCAGUCAUCUCUACCUUCAAAAUUUGAAAGGUGCAGAGAACAAUAAUGCGACUCUCUCCGGCGGUUGGGCUCCGUUCAACGCUGAAGAUGGCACUGUAUUGCUUGGGGAGAUUGACUUGGCUUUUCUUGGUGUAUAUGCAAUUGGGAUGUUCUUUGCUGGCCAUUUGGGCGACAGGGUGGAUCUGAGGAUCCUGCUGACUAUAGGAAUGAUAGGAACUGGAUUGUUCACCGCCGCCUUUGGAGCCGGCUACUGGUUCAAUGUACACAGCUUCUACUACUUUCUGGGCAUGCAGAUGGUGUCUGGCCUGUUUCAGUCAUCUGGAUGGCCUUCAGUGGUUGCAGUAGUUGGUAACUGGUUUGGGAAGAGCAAGAGGGGACUGAUAAUGGGGAUAUGGAAUGCUCACACAUCUGUAGGAAACAUAUCUGGCUCUCUGAUUGCUGCUGCCAUGCUGAAGUAUGGAUGGAGCUGGUCCUUUGUGGUGCCCGGUAUCAUGAUCGCACUGGUCGGGCUCACGGUGUUCCUCUUCUUGCCUGUUGGGCCUGAUGUGAUUGGAAUCCAGGAGGAUCUCCAUUUGAAGGACUCUGAGAAGAGUGACAUGGACGCUCCCUUGUUGGAACGACGCUCAUCAGAUGUAAAAGAAAAGGCAGUGGGAUUUAUUGAGGCGUGGAGAAUUCCUGGUGUAGCACCUUUCGCCCUCUGCCUUUUCUUCUGCAAGCUUGUGGCCUAUACCUUCCUGUAUUGGCUUCCCUUUUAUAUCAGCCACACAGCUAUCGGUGGACAAUACUUGUCAGACUCGGAAGCCGGGGUACUGUCAACUCUGUUCGACGUGGGUGGCGUUGUUGGCGGCAUCCUCGCGGGCCACAUCUCCGACCACCUGGACGCCCGGGCGCUGACGGCAGCGAGUUUCACCUUCUCGGCGAUACCGGCGCUCUUCUUCUACCGCAUCUACGGGAACGUCUCGCUGGCGUGGAACAUCGCGCUCAUGUUCAUCACCGGGAUGCUGGUGAACGGGCCCUACGCGCUGAUCACGACGGCCGUGUCGGCGGACCUCGGCACGCACAGCUCCCUCAACGGCAACUCCCGCGCGCUGGCCACCGUGACGGCGAUCAUCGACGGCACGGGGUCGAUCGGCGCCGCCGUCGGCCCGCUGCUGACGGGGUACAUCUCCGCCAGGAGCUGGAGCGCCGUGUUCACGAUGCUGAUGGCGUCGGCGCUCGUCGCGGGGCUGCUGCUGUCGAGGCUGGUGGUGGCGGAGGUGGCCGCCAAGAUGGAGUCCCGGAGGACGCCCGCCCACGCCGCUAGCGACCUGCCCGUGUCCACCAUGGACGAACCGUAGACCACGAGACCACCUGUGAUUUUAGGCCUCAGGGUGAGGGGAGCAGGUGCGCUUCUGUCCCAGAACUGUGGGAUCUUGCUCCUGGUGUGCCGUGCUUCUUGUUCGUCAUGGUAUAUAUGUAUAUGGAAAUGGAAUGCAAUGUGGUUGCAGCGCGCCAGCCCGGGCGUUUCUAUCUCUGCUCUGUUAGGGAGCUGCACAUACUGCAAUUCCACUAGCCAUAGUUAGACGACCUUGUAUUAUUAGCGAAAGCAAAUCCAAGAAUGAGAGUACAACAAGGUUGCACAACUAAACAUGAGUUUUAGCUG
Molecule: messenger RNA, 2103 nt
Organism: Sorghum bicolor (sorghum)
Lineage: Eukaryota; Viridiplantae; Streptophyta; Magnoliopsida; Poales; Poaceae
Product: putative glycerol-3-phosphate transporter 1
Exons: 3
Coding region: 266-1798 (510 amino acids)
Biological process (GO): transmembrane transport; phosphate ion homeostasis
Cellular component (GO): membrane
Molecular function (GO): transmembrane transporter activity
Source: RefSeq, a predicted model, not a curated record